Messenger RNA from Cebus imitator (Panamanian white-faced capuchin), 6066 nucleotides. RefSeq names its product solute carrier family 10 member 7 (gene SLC10A7). The coding region runs from base 269 to 1189 and encodes 306 amino acids. The record is from RefSeq and is a predicted model, not a curated record. Gene Ontology annotation, cellular component: plasma membrane. Lineage: Eukaryota; Metazoa; Chordata; Mammalia; Primates; Cebidae. The transcript is spliced from 11 exons.
GCGUUUGUGCGCGUGUAUUCGAAGGCGCGUGGUAGUGAUGGCGGCGCUCAGUGAGACUUUCCUGUCACUGGAUACUACUACUCCCAACCCUCCUCAAAGCCGCCAGAGCAACCCCCAGGUCUUUAGUUUACAAGUGGCAAUUUGACUUGCUUUGCUGCAUGUCUGGAGGGACCAAGGAAAGUGUGGAGACGCCCUGGGGAUUAGGUGAUCGCAGCUUGAAAAGAAAAAAAGCCAAACAAAUAAACAAAACCCACCCACCCUAACAAAUAUGAGGCUGCUGGAGAGAAUGAGGAAAGACUGGUUCAUGAUCGGAAUAGUACUGGCGAUCGCCGGAGCUAAACUGGAGCCGUCCAUAGGGGUGAAUGGGGGACCAUUGAAGCCAGAAAUAACUGUAUCCUACAUUGCUGUUGCAACAAUAUUCUUUAACAGUGGACUAUCAUUGAAAACAGAGGAGCUGACCAGUGCUUUGGUGCAUUUAAAACUGCAUCUUUUUAUUCAGAUCUUCACGCUUGCAUUCUUCCCAGCUACAAUAUGGCUUUUUCUUCAGCUUUUAUCAAUCACACCCAUCAAUGAAUGGCUUUUAAAAGGUUUGCAGACAGUAGGUUGCAUGCCUCCACCUGUGUCUUCUGCAGUGAUUUUAACCAAGGCAGUUGGUGGAAAUGAGGCAGCUGCGAUAUUUAAUUCAGCCUUUGGAAGUUUUUUGGGCAUCGUUAUAACACCCCUGCUACUGCUGCUUUUUCUUGGCUCGUCUUCUUCUGUGCCUUUCACAUCUAUUUUUUCUCAGCUUUUUAUGACUGUUGUGGUUCCUCUCAUCAUUGGACAGAUUGUCCGAAGAUACAUUAAGGAUUGGCUUGAGAGAAAGAAGCCUCCUUUUGGUGCUAUCAGCAGCAGUGUGCUUCUCAUGAUUAUCUACACAACCUUCUGUGACACGUUCUCUAACCCAAAUAUUGACCUGGAUAAAUUCAGCCUUGUUCUCAUACUGGUCAUAAUAUUUUCUAUCCAGCUGAGUUUUAUGCUUUUAACCUUCGUCUUUUCAACAAGGAAUAAUUCGGGUUUCACACCAGCAGACACAGUUGCUAUCAUUUUCUGUUCUACACACAAAUCCCUCACAUUGGAUUCCUGUGGACUACACGAGAUAGCCCAUCCAAGAGUUUGCUGUGCUGCGUGGCACUUGGUGAGUACUCUAUAAAGUGUAGCUAUUCUUAUCAAUUACUAAUAACACUGUUAGUUAUAGCUAUGUUACCACUUCCAAGGUUGUAGUACCCCUGGUCUUAGAGAUUUUCAUGUAACCAGUAUGUUUUAGUUGUUGACCUCAAGGAAAUCAUCUUCCACUUCUUUCCCACGUGUGUUGUUGUCAUGUACUGUCUGGUGUUUCAGGUCUUCUAAAACCUUAGGGACCUUUAUAAAAGUUAGUGAGUCUAGAUAUACAGAGUGCAGCGACUGAAUGAGCCUGUCUCUUUAGAGCACAGGCUGAACUGUGGCUGCACCAAAUACAUUCCCACAUUUCUGCAAUGGGCUUGCAAACUUGACCCACUUUUCUUUUUUUUUUUUAAUUUUACUUUUAAGUUCUGGGAUACAAAAGGACUUGCUUUUGUCAGGAAAACCAAAAAGGGUUUUCUCUGUUUCUCUAUGAUGUUCUUCUGUGCUAGAGCUGGUUGUACCGAACAAAGAGCAAGACGCAUACCUAAGAAGCACACAGCAGUGUGAUCAGUGUGCUUUUCUAUAAGCAGAAUAUCCACCCAUUCAGGGUUUUUUGUCUUUUUUAUUUUUCUUAAUCCCAAAGUCAUACUUUUCUGUCCUUCAUAAUUUCCAAAAGCUGAUUUUCAGGCAAACAGGUGCUAUGAAGUAGUUGUUUUGCUGAAAAGGGUUGGGUUAAAUUGGAUUUCUGUUUGCUUUUGCAGUGUUCUACCAUGAAAUAGAUCCUCCGAUAAGAUGCUGUACUAGUGUGGCAUCUACGUAAUCAUGUAUAUAAAUCCUUAGCUACUUUCAGAACAUAAUAGACAUAGGCUCUCUUGGAAUUAUAAGACCUAAAUACUCAGCCUCACUCUUCCAUUGAUAUUUUCCUGGGCCUCAGUUUCCUUGGUUCUAAGAUUAGGUAAUUUUACUUCCAGCUCCAAUAUUCUGUCAUCCCUUGAUUAUAUUUGGCUUCUGUCUUAUAGUCUCUUAAGUAGUAUUUAUAAACAUGUUCUCUUUGCUGCUCCCUUAUCUCAGACAGAUCAACCGUAUUUCCACAUACAGCAAGGGAUGAUUAGAUGCUAAUGCUAGAAUGACCUUAUUAAGCACUAUAAAUUUACUGUAUCCAUUUUCACAAGAUCCAAUACAUGUCACCCUCUACUGGUGAGCUCACAUCUCUGGUACAGAGGAUAGGCCAUGACAGUGACCUGAGAUACAGGCUAAUAAUAUUCCUAAUGGAAAUUCUUUUUCAUUUGUUUUUAUUUUUAAAUAAGCUUUAUUUUUUUAAAAGCAGUUCUUGGCUCACAGCAACAUGGAGUGGAACAUAUGUAUAGAGAUUUCCCACAUACCGCUUGACCCCAUACACGCACAGCCUCCACAUUAUCAACACCCCUGCAUGAAAAUGCAAGUACAUCACAAGGAGUAUGAAGAAUUCAUGGUCCAGAAAGCGAGGGGAAAUUUUAGGUAAUAUCAUUUACAGUUAUUUAUUCUCUCACCACUUACAUGAAGAUGAAAUAUAACAGAUUGUGAUAUACCUACUUGGUAUAUUUUAAAAAUGCAUCUUUCCCUUUGUAGUCACUGUCAUAUUUCUUCUGUUUAUAUAUGUGUGUGUAUAUAUGUAUAUACACAUCUUUAACAUCUCACAUAGAAUACAUUUAAGUGAAACAAAAUACCAUUCAUUAUUACAUCUAGUAUUUGUAUUUAAGAAUAAAUCAUUGCAGGCCAAGAGGUAACCAUGUAACUAAUGAACCAAAGAUGAAAACUCUUGCUCGAGAAGCUUUCUGAAUAUCCCUUAUAUACACCUUCGAUUUAUUUUAUUGUUCUUGCUUUUGCCCUGUCUCAGUCUCUUUCAUGUACUUGCAUCUACACGCAUGCUGAAUUUGAUUCAUUGCUUUUAUUAGUGCAUUUGCCAUUGAUUGAUUAGUUCUUCGUAUUAGUACUUUUUCUAUUGAUUGAUUGCAGAUGAAGUGACUAUUUGACCUUUAAUUAUGAGGCUUCCUAUUGAAAAUGACAUUGAGCUAUGGCUUCACAUAAUCCAUCUGGAAAGCCUGACAUGAUGCCAUUCCCUGGAGUUCGUUCAGGAAGAAAGAGGAGGCCUGAAGGAAGUGCAGAGCUAUCACUGUGCUUCAUCUAAAACAAUACUACAGGGCUUGUUUGCUGCUCUCCUAUAGUUUCAGCUCAGGGUUGGAGGUAAUUUUAUAUUUUGUCAAGACAGCAUCACUUGCUGUGUGUUGCCGUAAAAGCCCUGAACUCUCCCAAAUUAUUCUCUAGUUUGAUGGCAAUUUUAGUGUAAUAAUGAAAAGAUAUUUUACAUAGCAGAGAUUGAAGAACAGCUUGUAUCCUAGUUAAUAAUGGCUCAGUGCACAGUCAGUCAAUAGAUCCCAUCAAGAAAGGAAUUAAAUCCAAGAUAUCCUGUGGAAUCGGUAUUUUACUUUUAUCUUAUUUAUCUUUUUCUUUUGAGUAUUCAAAUCACUUUGCUUAACUAGAUUUCCAAUAUAUGCAGAAAACUUUCUCCCUACACUUAGCAAGCAAAUGUUUCAGGGCAUUUGAGGUCCUUAAGCAUGUUUGUAUUAGUUUUUAAUACAAAUUAGUUUUUAAUGUUUUUAAAUAGCAAACUGAAAGCACAUAACCUCAGAGUAUGUCAGCUGACUACUGGCAGUCAAUGGUGAGACUCCAAAUUUUUUAUUUCCAAAAGCACUUCUGAAUUGAAUGAAUGCCACUUAAAAAUUAAGUAGAGUAUCAUCAUCAAUGCUGAUUAAAAGUUCACUGUAUAUCUUGUUGUUUACAGACACUUGUGUACAAAGGCAAAUCAAGGCAACUAUUCCUUACAUUGUUUAUAUGUACUUAAGUAUGGGUCUAGUUGCAGUUACACAGCUUAACUAUGACAAGAAACUAUGCAUUAAGCUAAAAGAAUACAGCUUUCUGGUAGACAGAGGAUUCUAGAAAGAGUAGAAAGAGCACAUUCUGAAUCUAGCCUGGAUUUGUGUUCCAAUUCUCUCCCCAAAAUCUGGAACAAAUCACUUAACUGCCAUGGGCCUCAUUUCCUCAUCCAUGCAAUGAGAAGAUGGACAAAAUGAUACUUGAGAUUCCUUCCAGCAUUAAGUUUCUGUGAGUCUGUGGCUGAUAUUUCUGCUCUAUGAAAUAAAAAGUUUACCUAUUAUAUGUGCAAAAGAAAUGAGUUAUUGAAAUGAAUAGUUAUGUAAAUAAUGUUAAAAUAUUACAGGAAAGGAAAUAUCACUAUAGCUUCUUCUUAAAGAGGUUAAAAAAUAAUCUUCAGACCCCCCCACCAAAGUCUCUUAGGAGAAACACAAUCUUAAAAGGAUCUUGUUUUCCAUUUGAUUGGAAGUUUUUUAGGAAUGUUAAAAAAUUACCUACAGCUUGAGCCCAAAGUCUCAUUUAAUAACAUUUGAGUCAUUUUAUCAAGAGGAAAUUGAAUUGAAAUACAAAAGUUGGCAUUUCUGGUGCUAUUUUCAUACAAAGCCUAUUCUACUUGGCACAUAAAGACUCUUAAUAAAACUACUCUACAAUUGCACAACAAUUACUUAAAGCUCUUAACCCUGUAAAUAAUGUUACCUAAACAAUCUUGAAUAUUAGCAAGUCAGUAAUUGUUGCCUUCUUGUGCAUACAAAUAAAUGAAAGCAUAGGAAAAAAAAUCUUUCAACUUAUCCCAGAUCAUAUCCCAGAAACUAUAUCCCAGGCCUCCUAACUUCCAGAACUGCUUUGGAUUAUAAAACAUAAAAACACUUGGAAGACCAAAAAUUGCUCCACUGGUUCCAAGUAUCAUAAAUGUUCAGUCUUGGUAUGGGUUUGAAUUGUUUAAAAAAGAAAAUUAUUUCUGAUUACACUGCUGUUAUAAGACAGUUUUAAAAUACUGGACAUUUAUAAUUGCUCCCAUAAACAUAUAUCUCCAUGUGGCCCAGUCAUAAACUGGUACUCAUUUCUUACAUUUUCUUCAUUAUUAAUAAAAAGUUAUAUUCUAUUUAAAGUAAAUCUAGUGAGCCAGGCCUACCUUUCGUGAGGCAACACUGUCUGUACUCCAUUCUUGCAUACUAAGAGCCACAAGUGCUGUUUCACAAUAACCCAUUAAGGUAGAAAUAGAAAUCCAGAGGAAUGACAGAAAAGAAAAGACUAUCUUUGGAGUAUAGCCAUAAAUAUAUUUCUGUCAUGCAGUUUCUUCCUGAGUUACAGUUCCAUGAGGAAAGGCAGUUUGGGAGUCUUUGCCAUUUGACAGAUUCUUAAAGAUGCUGCUAAAAUUAUGGACCUAAUAGAUUUUUACCACCAGGCUAAAGAAAAGUGAGGGAGUGUCUGUCAUUUUGUGCUAUUUUCUGAUCCACAUAAAGAAAGAGAGAAAUGUAAGUUCUCAAACAAAGUGAUACAGUAAUGUUCUUUAGAGAUUUUUGAACUAUUUUUGGUUUGGAUUUUGUAUUCUGAAUUUGGUAUCUGAAAAUCAUUGCUAGCAUAUCUAGACUUCAUAAUCAAAAUAUAGAAAGUCCCCAGGGUUCUAGACAGCAAGUAUGAAAUUACAGCUAUUAAAACUUCUCUGAAAGAUCUCCAGCUUGACCCUCAACUACCAUUCAUCUUAGUGAUAUACCAGAUGUUUGCCCUGAUACUCCCAUGCUCCCUUCCUCCUCUUCCUCGUCAAAUGUUUUUAACCACAACAUACGUUUAGAAAUAUGUUUUACAGUGUGAUCCAGAAUUGAUCUUGCAGCUUACUAAUGGGUUGUAAUCCAAGGUCUAAAAAAGAUUGCUUUAUACCUUGCUUAGCAAGAAGGUUUUAUCUUCUUCCUCAAAUAGUUACCAGGUAGGCUUUGGUUUCUGCUAUCCCUUUUUCGGCGAAAUUUUUUUUUAGAUGGGGUCUCACUCUCACACAGGCUGGAGUGUAGUGGCAUGAUU